Amoebophrya sp. A120 is the source of this 494-nucleotide messenger RNA. Lineage: Eukaryota; Dinophyceae; Syndiniales; Amoebophryaceae. The record is from the annotation of a GenBank genome assembly.
GAGAAGAUCCAGCAAAUGCAGAUGGGGCGACUGCGACAACUGGAAGCAAGUACGACGCGUCUGGUGACGAUGUUGGACCGUGGUAUUUUCAGCGCCUAUGCGCAAGGGGUAGACCUUCGUCGCGAAUUUCAACUGCGCACACUCAAUCCCUACGAGUUCUUCCGUUGCAUCACCCUUGCUUUCGAGCGGCUCAGAGGAAGCGCACGCUACCUGAAGCCGUACCUUCGUCACAGCAAAAGCGAUCAGGAGGCGCGCGCCCGGCUGUGCAAGAUUCUGGAACGGAACUACAGCACAAGAACUACAGCAGCCGGUGCGGCAGCUGCAACACAGAGUGACGAGGCGAACGCAGGUAUGGACGGAAUAAAGGAAAACGCGAAUCCUGCUACAGGUACAGCGGGAAACGAAAACUCAACGGACGCAGCGCAUGCACCAGGUGGCACCGGGCAGGUCGGCGGUAAAGUAAAUGGUGUACUAGACGCUCGCGUUUUGACUUU